Penicillium egyptiacum is the source of this 1830-nucleotide messenger RNA. The record is from the annotation of a GenBank genome assembly. NCBI's taxonomy places the organism in Eukaryota, Fungi, Ascomycota, Eurotiomycetes, Eurotiales, Aspergillaceae.
AUGAAUCCCUCACUCCUCUCGGAGGUAUUCUCAUUGAACGACUCCGUUACUUCGGAGGGUGACUAUAUGAACUCUCAUGUGACAGGGUUUGUAACGGACGAAGACGACAGUCAGCGAGUCGGAGGUCUCGUCUCCAUGCCUGACACCAACGGCGUGAGGUACCACGCACAGCAGCCUGUGAUGCAGGAUUUACAAUAUUCUGGUUCGAGUGCUCUUGCAAUGACUCCACCAGACUCUUGUCCCGGUAAGCUUUCUUAUGCUUAUAACUCCCCGAAAGAACUUCCUUUGACUGAUACAUUGUGGUGUUGUAAAGACUCAUUUUCGCCCACAUCUGGUCCCCUCUUCCCUCAUAUCUCUCGGCUUCAGCAUCCCUUCGAUAGGAUGGCAGACUAUCAGCGGGUGCCAGCGCUUCAACCGCCGACUGGAAUGCCUACCGGUAUGCAGAGUUCAGGGCAUGCCUUGAACUCCAUUCCAGCACUCAUGGGACGCAAUAAUUCCUACGGUUCAUACGCUUUACAGCGCGGAAUCGGAAAUAUCGGCUUGCCUUUGGGGAUGAACGAUCUCUCCCGUAGCCAUGGGUAUCCGGGCACUCCUCGCGCUUUAGAUAGCGGGAUGGAUCGCUCUCAGAAUAAUUUGUAUCAGCAACCGAUAGUGGAGUCCUCACAACGCUCACAGCCUCAGGUUGAGGCUCCUCCUUUCGAUGACACGACUAUUCUUCAUACAAUUGUUGCAGAGUUUGGUGGUCAAUAUCAGACAGUGAAACCAGAUGUCCAAGCAAAAAUGGGACGAGGCCCUUUUCCGGCUGAGGGCAAGUGGACUUGCUAUCGCCGCAACUACUUCGCAGUGACCUGCGGCUUUGGACUUAAUCCGUGGCCUCCCACUGCUCCUCUAUACAUCCGCUAUCCUGACCAGACCCUUGAACCAAUCCGUGGAUUUUCAAUGGCGAUUUCUGCUAUUGUGAACGGUCAAUAUGGAGAAACUCGAGAACUCGUCCAACACACCCCGAAGCGAGACAAGCAAUCCGAACGCAAACCAGGUCGUAUCGUUCUUCAACCUGCACCUCCACCCUCAUUCACGGCAACAUCGACGGUUAAUGGAAAUCUUUCGGGGUUCCCCCUUGGCUCGCAAUCUAUGGACUACAACCCUUCCUUCGCAGGGACACCUCAGCCGUGCCAGCCCCCAACGUCUCACGUGUUCGAACGUAUUCAAUUCCAGAAAGCGACCGCCAACAACGGCAAGCGCCGCGCCCAGCAACAAUAUUACAAUCUGGUCGUCGAACUGUACGCUGAGGUCGGUAGCUCGGUCCCAGGUGAAACUGAGUGGAUACAAAUCGCCCGACGCCAUUCCCACCCCCUGGUCGUCCGCGGACGUUCACCCGGUCACUACAAGGAUGGACGCCGUGGCAGUACUGGUAGUAUGGGACCGGAUGGGGCCGGCGGAGACAGCUGUGGUGUCAUUCCUCAUGGACUGGGCCAAACGGGUCGUUCACACAUGCUCAUGUACGACGCGUCUCAUCGAAGUGGUCUUUCUUACGGCAGAUCCGACAACCGGAAAAUGAAUGUUACAGACCAUUCCCCGCUCAGCGACAGUCCUCUUAUCUCCUCUUCUUCUUCUUCUGGGUUCGAGUACUCGAUGAUUGACACUAUGGAUCCCAUGGACACAAUCAAGUCCGACCUUUACCUCAAAUCAGACCCUUAUCAGGAUAAUACCUAUACAGGGGUUCCCAGCCACCAACACCGUCAGUCUAGUACUGGUGGAUAUGACCCCGUUUACUCGACAACUUAUAGCCGUUACGAUCCCAUCCAGAAUUCGCAUAGUUUAUGCACUUAG